AGUUUUAGACAUGUUCUCCGCCAUCAGACUCGCGGGCCGCCGCACGGUUGGCCAAGUGCGUAUGUAUGCAUCUGACGCUCCCGCCGCCGCUGGAACCGUCAAAUUGACCUUCGGAUCACCAUCAGAAGGAUUCUACCAUGAUGUAGUUGUAGACCAGGUGAACGUACCCAGUCAGGAGGGAGAUAUGGGUAUCCUAGGCAAUCACGUACCCACACUAGCCGUCCUCAGACCUGGAGUUGUGUCUGUGUACGAACAAGGGCAGGCGACUCCUAAGCAGUUCUUUGUUAGCAGUGGAACCAUAACCAUCAACGAGGGUUCCGGUGUACAGGUUAUCGCUGAGGAGGCUGUCAAGCUUGAUGCGCUCGACCUGUCUAAAGCUCAGCAGGGACUAGCAGAGGCUCAGAAGGAGGUACUAAGUGCCAAGUCCGAUGUGGAGAAGGCCGAGGCUGAUAUUGCGUACGACACCUACCGUUCUAUGGUUGCUGCCCUUCAGUAGUCUUCUGCUUCUUUGCGUAUGCCUGGGUCGAUUGGCUCCUGUCUGUCAGUCAGACUUUUAGAAAGUGCAUAAAGUCAUAAACCCAAAGUGAUAUAUCAUCAAAUAUCUUGUUUGGGUUUAACUUACUUCGCGGAAUCGAUAACAAUGUAAUUACGACACUUUCUGACUUUCCCUCGGCUUAUGGGAACUUUAGAGACACCAUGUUUUGCUUAUACCUACGUG
This is a messenger RNA of Sphaeroforma arctica JP610, 718 nucleotides long. RefSeq names its product ATP synthase F1, epsilon subunit. The transcript has 4 exons. Gene Ontology annotation, biological process: proton motive force-driven ATP synthesis. The record is from RefSeq and is a predicted model, not a curated record. The coding region runs from base 11 to 496 and encodes 161 amino acids. Gene Ontology annotation, molecular function: proton-transporting ATP synthase activity, rotational mechanism. NCBI's taxonomy places the organism in Eukaryota, Ichthyosporea, Ichthyophonida.